Molecule: messenger RNA, 603 nt
Organism: Fibroporia radiculosa
Lineage: Eukaryota; Fungi; Basidiomycota; Agaricomycetes; Polyporales; Fibroporiaceae
Exons: 3
Coding region: 1-603 (200 amino acids)
Source: RefSeq, a predicted model, not a curated record
AUGCCCAUGGCGGCUCCCAUUCAGACGUCCGACGCGCCGGGCCAUCGCCCUAAUAUGCGCCGCAAGUCCUCUGCUCAGAAUCUCCUCUCUUCUUUCAAGUCCACUCCUCAGGUCGGAUCCGUCUCUUCCGCUACUGGUCUCCAGUUUGUCCCCGUUCCCACCCCGCCCCCCAACGCAGCCAGCAUGGGUCGUGACUGGGAUGUGCAAUCCCAGCAGUCGGAAUCCGUCGCCCCAUCCACACUCUCCUCUGGCACCAAUGGUGCUCCCGCUGUUCAAGGAACCUCUGUCGAGAUAUUGCGCGAGCUCGUCAGAAAGCGCAUCAUCACAUUGACAUACUUGCGGAACGUGCACGAAGGGCGCAGUCAUUGGUUCCAUACCAUCAUGGUCACUCGAGGCGAGCUAGAGAGGGCGUUUCCAAAUACCGCCAUGAAAGCCCGAACAUACCGCUUAGCUAUGCUCGGGAUGGGUCUCGCUCAUCUAUUUGACAUCAAGGACCCUCAAGAUCUCUUACGCGGCUUCUCCAACGUACUUAACGAGUACGAUGCAAUGAAGGAUCCCCCCAAGGAAGACGGCGAUCGACUACGAAUGGCAUGUCCAUUUUAA